ACUUGAAGGUCCUGCAGAGCAAAAACCUGCCUCUGAACUCAAAGCUAGAUCUAGAUACGGAGACAUCUCAGUUUUGGAGACAGGGCGAGAGAAAAAGACGCGACCUGUUGGAAUUUACUCCUCGCAGCAUUUAUUGUCAUUUAAUGAAAGGACUUCUUUGCAACGAUUCAAAUCUGCACAUAACUUUAAACGAGUUUUGCACUGGAUUUGAUCUUUUUUUAGGUAGAUUUUAGAUUUAUAUGCGUGUGCGUAAUUUAGCGGACAGUUUUGUGGGAGUUGAAAGACCUGUUUUGUUUUUGGUUUUUUUUAGCUCAUGGUGGAUUUUUAAAGGAUUGACUUGAUUCAUUUUAAAGAUUUUUACUCUCAAUUUAUCUUUGCACUUUUUGGAUUUCAGUCAUAUGAUGUCGUUUUUACACAUUUCCAUUGGUUUAAUUACCGCUCUGUGCGUCGGCGCGGCGCACGGCGCUUGGGAGGAGGGUACCGUCGUGCCGGUCAGGUUAGACCCGACAGCCCAGUCGGGGAGCGAAACCGAACCGUGGCGGACUCUUUCCGCAGAGGAGAGUGAGAAGGAGGCGGAAAUGAGGCUGUACCGGUUGGACGUAUUUGGCAUGCAGUUGGUUUUGCGUCUAGAGCCUGACCAGACCUUCUUGGCGCCAGGUUUUGUCUUCCACAUUGUGGGGGCUCCCGAGUCCGAACCGACACCGAAACCCAAUAGCGGAGCCGAGCCGGGCUGUUUCUACUCGGGCACGGUGAAUGGCGAUGUGCGCUACGCCGCUGCGCUCAACCUGUGCCAUGGACUCAGGGGGGGAUUCCACUUUAAGGGCGAAGAGUAUUUUAUUCAGCCCCUUAACUCGAGUGACUUCCUGAGCACUGAUGAGGAUGUGCACUCGAUUCGCCGGAGAGCCAGAGCAACUUUGGCUGAGGAGAGCAGCUCCAAGUGUGGGGUCAACGAGGACGAGGAGAGGGUGCCAAAGAAUCUGCAAAAGGCGGCCAGUCACGGAGCCUCUAACGCAGACCAGACAGCCCACCACAGGACCAGGCGUUUUGUUUCCACCCCUCGUUUCCUGGAGAUCAUGCUGGUGGCUGACCAGUCAAUGGCUGAGUUUCACGGUGCAGGGCUCAAACCUUACCUUUUGACCAUCAUGGCAGUGGCAUCCCGACUUUACCGCCACCCAAGCAUCCACAACUCAAUCAGCCUGGCAGUGGUAAAGCUGCUGGUGGUGUACGAGGAGGAGCGAGGCCCUCAGGUGUCAUCAAAUGCUGCCAUGACCCUCCGCAACUUCUGCCAGUGGCAGCGGCAGCACAACCCUUCAAGCGACCGCCACCCAGAGCACUACGACACGGCUGUGCUCUUCACCAGGACGGACCUGUGUGGUGCCCACUCCUGUGAUACUUUGGGCAUGGCAGAUGUUGGCACUGUGUGCGACCCUGACAGAAGCUGCUCAGUUAUUGAGGAUGAUGGACUGCAAGCAGCAUUUACAGUGGCACAUGAACUCGGCCACGUGUUUAACAUGCCUCAUGAUGAUGCCCAGCUGUGUUCUGGCAUCAAUGGUGCACACUGGGGCUCCCACAUGAUGGCCUCCACCCUGUCUAACCUGGACCAGCAGCAGCCUUGGUCUCCUUGCUCUGCCUUCAUGGUCACCACCUUCUUGGACAAUGGCCAUGGUCAGUGCCUACUAGAUAAACCCGUUAAACCUCAGCCGCUGCCCCAGCCCCUGCCUGGAGCAGUCUAUGAUGCUGACCAUCAGUGUCGCCUGACCUUUGGUGAAGACUCCCAGCACUGCACUGACCUGAGCACCACUUGCGCAGCUCUGUGGUGCACCGUGACUACAUCCAAUGGUUUGCUAGUGUGCCAGACCAAGAACUUCCCCUGGGCUGAUGGGACGCCCUGUGGGCAUGACAGCUACUGCUUGGCUGGGCAGUGUCUCACUAAGAGCCAGGCUGCCAAACACCAGACUCCUGUUAAUGGCGGCUGGGGUCCGUGGGGUCCCUGGGGUGACUGCUCUCGGACCUGCGGUGGAGGAGUGCAGUAUUCCUACCGUUCCUGUGAUAACCCUCUGCCUAAGAAUGGAGGAAAGUAUUGUGAGGGAAAGAGGAUCCAGUACCGAUCCUGCAACACAGAAGCCUGCCCAGAUACCAAUGGCCUGUCCUUCCGUGAGGAACAGUGUUUGGCCUACAAUGACAUGUCAGCUCAAGUGUCACUGGGUUCAGGCGAGGGCGUCGAGUGGGUGCCCAAGUAUGCCGGAGUUUCACCCAAAGACCGCUGCAAGCUGGUGUGCAGGGCCAAAGGGACCGGAUACUUCUUUGUCCUCAAGUCUAAGGUGGCUGACGGCACACCCUGCAGCCCAGACUCCACCUCAGUUUGUGUCCAGGGCCAGUGUGUCAAGGCCGGAUGUGAUCGCAUCAUCGGCUCUAACCGGCGUUUCGAUAAGUGUGGCGUGUGUGGCGGAGAUGGCUCGACCUGCAAGAAAGUGUCAGGCUCUAUGGAGCGUGCCAGGCCUGGUUACCAGGAUGUUGUAACUAUCCCUAUUGGUGCCACACACCUGGACAUCAAGCAGCGUGCUCCAGGCAAUAGCCGCCUUGAUAACAGCUACUUGGCAGUGCGGCGCCAGGAUGGAACUUAUCUACUUAAUGGUGAUUACAAACUGAUGACCAUGGAGACUGACAUUCCCCUCCGAGGGGCACUGUUGCGCUACAGUGGCUCCUCCGCCACCUUGGAGCGUAUCAGAAGCUUCGCCCCGCUCCCCGAGGCCCUUACCAUCCAGGUGCUUUCCGUAGGGGAUUCCCCGAGGCCCAGAGUUAAGUACAGCUACUUUGCCCCUCGGCCUAACCACGCUGCUUCGUCCUCCAACAACAACGGAGGCCGUCGGCAGCCUAUCAAUGCCAUCCGAGAGGUGGGUGGGGCUGAGUGGACUCUGAGGGAGUGGGGUCCCUGUUCCCAAACCUGUGGAGGAGGCAUGCAACAGAGAGAGGUUGUGUGUCUGGACCCCCAGGGACGUCCCUCCGGAGACUGCCCAGAGGAGCUUCGCCCCUUAGCCUCGCGGUCCUGCUCCCCCCAGUCCUGCCCCUCCUGGCUUCUGGGAGAAUGGUCAUUAUGCUCCAAGACCUGCGGAAGAGGUUUUCGCAAACGUCAGCUGCGGUGCAUCGACCACGACGGGCGCACGCUAACCAACGACAGCUGUGACCCCAAAGACCAGCCACGACCCCUGCUGGAACUAUGCAAUCAGAGGGCCUGCUAAGGACUGCAUCUGCAAUCUAACCUUCUGUUAUACCAGCACUCAGAAAGACAUGAGAUAAAAACUCUGAUCUUUAUUGCCUUCAAAGGCCAACGAAUGUUUACAUCCAGAGUAAGAGUGCUACAGAACUCCAUGGGUUUCAGUGUGUCCACGGUGAUUGUCACUGUAACUAUCGAUAUUUAGCCAUUCCCUCCAACAAUUUGGGGGUCAAAUGUUGAACAGUUAGUUGCAGCAACAAUGACUGAACAUAGCUUGCUGCCUGAGGGGAAGAACGCAUGGACAAUUCCUGAUUUCCCUAAAAGAGGAUGCUGCUUAUCAUGCCAAUGUCAUGCCUUUGGGUGUUUUUGUGCGAAUGUCAGACUGCGUGUGUGUGUGUCUUUAAUGCAUGUGUAUAAUGUUUGUCCGAGCUGGGCUGGACAGAUAAACAAUGGUUGGGAUUGGGGAGGUUAAUUACAGAGUAUAUAAAGAGACAAUUCAAAAGAAUAGCACAUAAUCUAAGUGCUCAGCCCAUCAGGUAUGGAAAAUAAGAUAGCUCAUAGUCAUAAUGUUUAUGUCCAAACUUCAGUCUGCAUUUAUUUAUCACAAACCUGAAGCACUUCAUCUUUUUAUUAUUAUUUUUAUUUUUUUUAGCCAGCGGCACAUGUAACACCCAGUUUCUCUGAAUGCCUCAGUACAGUGUCUUUUAGCCAUAUCCUGCCCUCUCUACACAGCCUUCAAUGAGGGAAUUCCUCAAAGACCAAAGAGGAGUGUGUGAGUGUGUGUGUGUGUGUGUGUGUGUGUGUGUGUGUGUGUGUGUGUGUGUGUGUGUGUGUGUGUGUGUGUGUGUGUGUGUGUGUGUGUGUGUGUGUGGAGACCUAAAGAGGGACUUGUCUCCUACUACUACUUCAUAAGUAAGUCUCUCCUGCCUUCUGUGAAGACACCAUAGUUUUUUCUUUUUCUUCCUAUUGUAUAGAAUAUCCAAACUUUAUUUAUUUUUGUACAGCCUGUUAAAUAUAAUCAUGUGGCUUUUUUAAUAUUUUUAUUUGUUAUUGAGGUCAAAGAAGGAAGUAGAAUAUAUAGAGUAUUUAUACAGUGUUUUAUAUAUAUAUAUAAAUGGUCCUAGGUUCAUGAAUAAAGUAUCACGUUGACUUGUGCA
Molecule: messenger RNA, 4371 nt
Organism: Archocentrus centrarchus (flier cichlid)
Lineage: Eukaryota; Metazoa; Chordata; Actinopteri; Cichliformes; Cichlidae
Gene: adamts1
Product: ADAM metallopeptidase with thrombospondin type 1 motif, 1
Exons: 8
Coding region: 399-3239 (946 amino acids)
Biological process (GO): extracellular matrix organization; proteolysis
Cellular component (GO): extracellular matrix
Molecular function (GO): metalloendopeptidase activity; zinc ion binding
Source: RefSeq, a predicted model, not a curated record